Molecule: messenger RNA, 746 nt
Organism: Chaetomium fimeti
Lineage: Eukaryota; Fungi; Ascomycota; Sordariomycetes; Sordariales; Chaetomiaceae
Exons: 1
Coding region: 84-437 (117 amino acids)
Source: RefSeq, a predicted model, not a curated record
GCACGGCCGAGGUGGUCGGGUUCCGGCUGCGCACGGUGGGCGCCGCGAGGUGGCGCCGGCUGGAGACGGCGCGGCCGUUGCGCAUGCCGGAGCCGUACAUCGGGUGGGUGGGGGUGAUGCUGCGUACCAAGGCCAGGGUGAUGGCGGUGCCGACGCUGCUGGAUGAGUUUGCCAGGGCGUGGUACUUUUGUGUGCGCCAACAACCAGAUCGUACGGGUGGGCAGCAGGAGAGACGUAUCGCCGAGUUGGUGCUGUGGAUUCUGAGGCGACUCGCGCGCGAUGCGGAGGUGCAUGGCGAGAGGGCGAGGUGGAAGCUGACGGUGGAGAAUGUGCCAGUUGUUUUAUAUUGGGAGUUCUGGCGCCCGUUUGUGGACUCGUAUCCCGAGGCCGUGGGCCUGCUGGCGAUGUGCGGCCUCCACUCGAACACGGAGCUUUGAUCCCUUGCCUUCACGAUGUGAUGGCUUACCAAAGGGGGAUUUACAACCAUAGGUACCUUUGAACGGCGGGACGUCACCUGAUUGCGUACAAAGCAGUGUCAAGGUUUCUCGAGGUAGGCUCCUAGUGUUACCGCGUCUUGGGCCUUUCUGUAGUUUGCAAGUUUCCAAACCUGUCGGGUGCUCAGGGGAAGCCCGAAGUGCGCAAUCAAGGGCAAGAAUCGUGGUGCUGGUUUCAGCAAAACUUGUCCGGUCGAAACUGGAUUUGUCUAGGCCCUCACGGCUUCCCAGAACCUGGAUUCUCACUACCCC